Messenger RNA from Oncorhynchus tshawytscha (Chinook salmon), 4853 nucleotides. Its product is annotated as rho GTPase-activating protein 12. The transcript is spliced from 21 exons. The record is from RefSeq and is a predicted model, not a curated record. Gene Ontology annotation, cellular component: cytoplasm. Gene Ontology annotation, molecular function: protein binding. Bases 441 to 3158 code for a protein of 905 amino acids. NCBI's taxonomy places the organism in Eukaryota, Metazoa, Chordata, Actinopteri, Salmoniformes, Salmonidae. Gene Ontology annotation, biological process: regulation of GTPase activity; signal transduction.
AAAGCGGGAGCGAGCGCAGACGGGAACGUCAGGGAAAAGUGGAACAAGGCGGAGAAAGUGUGUAGUUAGUGCGGAUACCUUGCUAGAAGUGUCGUAACUGAUGACGGUGUAGUGUCCACAGGGAAGUCGAGGCGAAAAGAUAAGACGAAAAGUUUAUGGAAUUAUACCCUCUCCACAAUUGCUUACUUUGACAAAACAAGGAUUAUUACAGCCUGAAGACAAGUUUUGCUUUCAGCGAGUAAAACGAGCCACUGGCCUUCUGAAACGAGAAGCAACCUGUUCCGACUCGCUGAUCCACGGAACGAUAGAUUCAGGUGGUUGGAGAUUACUUGUACCUGGCGUUAGGAGGAAACACCAAACCAGUAGUACGGUGGGCCAUGCAGAGCCAGCCUGUGUCCCUGCAGAGGUGAGCUCCAGCACCAGCCAACGUUUUCACCGUGAUGGCAGCAGAGCGUGAUGGGCGAGGGUGUGAGCUGCCCAUCGCCCCGGGCCAGGUGUACAUCGAGGUGGAGUAUGACUACAAUUACAAGUCCAAGGAGCGUCAGGUCUCCAUCCACCAGGGAGAGUGUUACAUGUUGGUGAAAAAGACCAACGGGGACUGGUGGCAGGUCAAGAAGGAGGAGGGGGCCAAGGCGUUCUAUGUCCCAGCGCAGUACGUCAGGGAGGUCCGCAAGGCCCUCAUGCCACCUCCCAAGCCCCUGCACCUGGGGCAUCACCGUGGGGGGAGCGGGGGAAACCCUGUGCGGAUCAAACCCAUCGUCCUGGAGAUGGACAGAUCUAACGAGAGCCUGAAUGUGACCAGUUUCAGUCGGCCCUCUCCCUCCUCACCUUCUCCCUCCUCCUCGUCGGGGGCAGCCCUCACCCCUCCGAGGCAGCGCAGGGACAGGGAUGCCAACCAGAACCCUGGUAGAGACCCUGGUAGCCCCACUGACUACGACAGGGCCUUGGUAGAUGUCCUCCAAAACACUCACGCUCCUGGACGGGGAUGUAACACGCUGCCCCGUGCCCGUGCAACCUCCCCUGAGCUCCGCAGGGCGCCCCUGGAUGUGGACAUGCCUCCAGGGCACUGUGACUCGGAGGGGUCGGAGAGACGCAACGACUCAGAGUCUGGAGAUGAGCUGAGCAGCGGUUCUAGUGAACACUUGCAGACUGUCUCUCUGCCGGGUCAGGGUGGUCGUCCUGAGUCUCCUGUCUACACUAACCUGCAGGAGCUGAAGAUCUCUGGGACCAGCCUGCCCCCCGACCCCUCCAACUUCCCACAGCAUGUCCUGGGGGACUGGGAGGCCCACAAGGACCAGAGCGGCAGACCGUUCUACUUCAACCGUUCCACCCAGGAGAGGACAUGGAAACCUCCCCGAGCCAGAGACGCCAGUAGUGGCAGCAGCCGGGGGGAAUCCCACAGCAAUAGCACUGGGGAGACGGAGACGACUCCGCCGCUCUCUCUCUCCCCGUCCUUCCUUCCUCUCCUCUCGCUGUCCAUUAGUCCGUUCCAGCCUCUGUUGUUGGAGGACAACUGCCACAGCACGUAUUCUAGCCAAUCAGACAGCCAGUACGGCUACCCGCCCCGGGGUUGGUCAGAAGAGCUGGAUGAGCAUGGACACACUCUGUAUGUCAGUGAUUAUACUAAUGAGAAGUGGAUAAAGCACGUGGAUGAACAGGGUAGACCAUACUACUACAGUGCUGAUGGCUCCAGGUCAGAGUGGGAGCUGCCCAAGUACCAACACUCCCCCCCUCUACCUGGUGGAGGAGACCGGACCCCUAAGAGCCACAGUCUGGAUAGGAAACAUGUGGAGCCCAUCGUCCUGACCAAGUGGGCAAACAGCAGCAACGUGCUGGACGCCAACGACAAGCGGCUCACCAAAAACAUCAGGCGUUUCCGUACAGGCUCUGGUGGCCCCCACCCCUACAGACAGACACAAGACGGUGCGUUGGGCCCCAUGGUCCCUGGCUCUCCAGACUCUGCCUCCUCAGGCCCCUCGUCCCCCAAGUCCCCUACCUCCCCUUCAGAGAAGUGUGGUAUUCUCAACGUGACCAAGAUCACUGAGCAUGGAAAGAAAGUACGGAAGAACUGGACGUCAUCCUGGACGGUUCUCCAGGGCUCCUCGCUGAUAUUUGCUAAAGGCCAGGGGGGCGGGACCAGCUGGUUUGGAGGGAACCAGUCUAAACCAGAGUUCACUGUUGACCUGAGAGGAGGAUCUAUAGAAUGGGCUUCCAAGGACAAGUCCAGCAAGAAGCAUGUCAUUGAGGUAAAAACCCAUCAGAGUACAGAGCUGCUGAUCCAGUCAGAGAACGACGGCGUCAUCAAUGACUGGUACAGGGCACUGAUGGACACCAUCAGCACACACGCCUGGGAGUCAGAUGAGGCCCUAGAGGAGGACAUGCCAGAGUCUCCUGGAGCAGAGAAACAAGACAAGGAGAAAGAGCACAGAGACUCUAAGAAGAGCCGAGCCAUGAAGAGUUCCACCAGUAUGGACGCGUCGGACAACAAGAAGACCAGAAUCAAGCUGAAGAAGUUCCUGACACGUAGACCCACUCUGCAGACAGUCAGAGACAAGGGCUACAUCAAAGACCAGGUGUUUGGCUGCAGUCUGAGUGACCUCUGUCAUAGAGAGAACACGGCCGUGCCAAGCUUCGUUACGAUGUGCAUCGACCACGUGGAAAACAACGCUCUGAAUGUGGAUGGGCUGUACAGAGUGAGUGGGAACCUGGCUGUCAUCCAGAAACUACGCUUCGCUGUCAAUCAUGAUGAGAAGGUGAACCUGGAGGAAGGGAAGUGGGAGGACAUCCAUGUGAUUACAGGAGCGUUGAAGAUGUUCUUCAGAGAGCUGCCUGAACCCCUCUUCACAUAUGGAUUAUUCCAUGACUUUGUCAACUCCAUCAAGAUCCCAGACAACAAGCAGCGUGUCCAGUCCAUCAAGGAGCGGGUCAAACAGUUGCCAAAACCCAAUCAGGACACUAUGCAGGUCCUCUUCAAACACCUCAGGAGGGUGAUUGACCACAGCGAGGAGAACCGUAUGACGACCCAGAGCGUGGCCAUAGUGUUCGGCCCCACCCUCCUCAGACCCGAGACAGAGACGUGGAACAUGGCGGUCCACAUGGUCUAUCAGAACCAGAUAGUAGAGCUCAUCCUGCUGGAGUACGAGGGCAUCUUUAGGUAGACACCAAAGGGGUGACCUUUCCCCUGGGUACAGAUCUAGGAUCAGUUUCCCUUCCCACCCAAUCAUAACCUUAACCAUUAGUGGAGGAAAUGCUAAACUGACCCAAGAUUAGCGUCUAGGUGCAACUUCACCCUACACUGGUAGAGACGGGAGGUGAUGUUCACUAGGAACGACACGGAAGCUAACGGGAUGAAGCGGAGAGGGACUACGUAAACUUGUCCAAUAAGAAACGCUUGUUUUCGUUUUACGUUGUCAAAUACUUCGUAACGUUGUGCCGUAAUGACUCCAACCCAGGCCUCCUCUCUGAACACCAUCACCACCAUGACAAUGCAGAGCUCUCAACCCAACCCAGGAGAGACCGGUCCAACUCACCUCCCUCUAACCCGAAGUCAUUCACACCUCAGAAUCCAUCUCCCGCCAACCAAACCUGUAAAACAAGGACUUAUUAUACACAACCAAUAAACCCAAGUUGAGACUCUUAGUAGCCAACAUGGAAGAUGCUUCCCCCUACUGCUCCUCUCUCCAUGGCUGCUUUGUGGGACUUAUUAUACACAACCAAUAAACCCAAGUUGAGACUCUUAGUAGCCAACAUGGAAGAUGCUUCCCCCUACUGCUCCUCUCUCCAUGGCUGCUUUGUGGGACAUUCUGCAAAAGCCAACAUCCAAUCCUGACUGUCCAUUCACAGGAUUACUAUGACCAUCGUAAAUGAUCCUCUCCUCUAAAGUACAGACUCUCUCCUCAGUGAAGCAGUCCGUUCUACACACUGGCUGUGUCUGACGUGGCUCACUACUCACUAUGAAGUGCACUACUUCUGGCCAAAGGUAGUGCACUAUGUAGGGAAUAGGGUGCCAUUUUGGGACGCAGGCCACCGACUCAUGGUUUUACUUCAACCAUCGUACCAAAACUAUUCUGCUUCUCUGGUUUUCAGAAGAAAUCUUCUCCAAUCAGUCAGAUUUCAACUUGAAAAUACAGAACUGGUCCUCUGACUGAUGGUGAAUAUAAGGCAACCAUUCAUAAAUUAACGUUCUGUUGAAUAAUAUGUACAGCUGUAGUGUGUUGUGUCAAAUGGCACCCUAUUCCCUUUGUAGUACACUACUUUUAACCAGAGCUCUGAUCAAAGGUAGUGCACUAUAAAGGGAAUGAACAGGGUAACAUUUUGGACGCGUGUGUGUGUGUGUGUGUGUGUGUGUGUGUGUGUGUGUGUGUGGACGGGGGAUUGACUGACUGGAAAUAUGUUGUACAGAUGUUUGAUAGUAAUUAUGUCUUGACGGUGAGUGUUAGAAACUUGGGGAAACAAUCACUAACGUAUUAAGAUUCGUUCCAUAACGUAGACUGAUUGUGUAAAAAAAAAAAUUAUAAUAAUCAUUUAGGGUUGAAAAAUUCCGGUAAUUUUCCUAAAAUUCCCAGAUUUCCCCCAAAUCACUGUUGGGAGGAUUCCCUGGAUAUUCUGCAUAUUCACUCCUGAUCCAGGAAAUAUUCCAACCAGGAUUUCUGGAAAACCUGGGGAAUUUGGGGAAAGUUAAUGUAAUUUAGCAACCCAAGAACUACUUACUAUAUGACCUGGGGUUGUGGAAGUUUACCUGAGUUGUGGGUAAAUGACACAUUCUGAAUGUAAUUAUUUUCCAAACUAACUGCUGUUCAUGACUUCUUUGUCUAAUUGGAAUAAAGGCCUCCAUUGAGACCCUGUAAAACUCG